AUGGGACCCGAGAAGGGAUUCCGCACCGCAAGUGGCCGUUGCGACAGGAUGAAUACAGGCGUUCUCAUCGUCGGCGCGGGUGGUUUGGGUUGCCCUGCCGCACUAUACCUUGCCGGAGCGGGCGUAGGGACGCUGGGGAUAAUCGACGGUGAUACUGUCGAAUGCUCGAACCUGCACCGGCAAGUUUUGCAUCGUACAAAGAAUGUCGGAAAGUUCAAAGUAGACAGUGCCAUUGAAUAUUUACAGGAGUUGAACCCACAUCCCAAGUAUAUCCCUUAUCGGACGCGUCUGACCCCACAAGAAGCCCCGGAUAUAUUCGUGAACUAUGAUAUUAUAUUGGAUUCAGUGCUACUAGGGAAAGCGGUGGUCUCGGCAUCUGCGCUUCGGACAGAGGGCCAGUUAAUGAUUUUAAAUCAUCCACCUAGAGCACCGGGGGACGUCUCAGGAGGUCCAUGCUAUCGUUGCGUCUUCCCUAUUCCUCCGCCGGCAGAUUCUGUCGUUAGCUGCGCGGAAGGAGGAAUUCUCGGGCCGGUUGUAGGGCUGAUGGGUGUGAUGCAGGCCGUUGAGACAAUAAGAGUCAUCACUUCGCCUCUCACGGCUGACAAUGGCGGACAAUCGAUUGUUCCAGCUCUGCACCUUUUUUCGGCAUACUCAACGCCGCCGUUCCGCAAUAUUCGGCUUCGGAAACGCAGGGCAAACUGUAGCGCGUGCUCGGCGCACCGAUCAAUCAGCAUUGAUUCGCUGCGUAGUGGCUCCACUGACUACGUGCAGUUCUGUGGCUCGGUGAACCCGCCAUCGUCUCAUGCCGCUCGUCAACGUAUCACGCCUGCUGAAUAUAAUAAUACCUAUUUGGCCGGAGCGUCUAACGGUGAAUCGGCACAAACCCCGAUCCUAAUUGACGUGCGCGAAAAGGUACAGUUCGAUGUAUGUGCGCUUUCAAAUAGCGUCAAUAUCCCAAUCUCUCAGAUACUGGCAUCGUCCCGGCCUCCAAUCGCGAAAAAUAAUGAAGGAGUUAGAGAAGAUUUGCCUUCCUGGCUUCCAGGGUCGAUAUCCAACUCUGCUAGCCCGGUAUACGUCGUAUGCCGACAAGGAAAUGACUCCCAGCUUGUGGUUCAAAAAUUAAGAAAAUUGGGUAUCGAUCGUAAUGGUGAGAGAACUGUUACCGAUAUCAAAGGCGGUCUCAAGGCAUGGCGGAUAGACGUUGAGCCAGAUUUCCCGGACUACUGA
Uncinocarpus reesii 1704 is the source of this 1227-nucleotide messenger RNA. RefSeq names its product dinucleotide-utilizing enzyme. Gene Ontology annotation, molecular function: URM1 activating enzyme activity; nucleotidyltransferase activity; thiosulfate-cyanide sulfurtransferase activity. Gene Ontology annotation, cellular component: cytoplasm. Lineage: Eukaryota; Fungi; Ascomycota; Eurotiomycetes; Onygenales; Onygenaceae. The coding region runs from base 1 to 1227 and encodes 408 amino acids. The record is from RefSeq and is a predicted model, not a curated record. Gene Ontology annotation, biological process: protein urmylation; tRNA wobble position uridine thiolation. The transcript is spliced from 4 exons.